ACUCAGUUAAUUUCCUUUAACUAGUUAAUUUCCGUUAACUGUAGUUAACUGGCGAGAAAAACACUUUAACGCGUUAAGGCAAAUGAAAAAUGCAUUUUAACGCGUUAAGGAUUUUUUGACAAACGCACACCUCUGACCCGCGCCACCGCGUGGCAUCGUCUGCAGAAGAAACCUCUAAUUAAAAAAAAAAAAAAAAGUCAACUGAUAGAUGUACAGAAAAGCAAAGUUUAGUAGUGUCUCUUCACUCAGUUAAAGUAAAGUAAAAACAACGUUACUUUGGACGGGUAAAAUAGACUUUAUCCCAAGUAGCCAGCUCCCGAUUCACAAAAUGAAGGUAGAUAAGGAUAUUCCAGCUAUUGAAGAAUCCACAACCGUAAGCAAAAAAGGAAGUAAGCAAACAAAAAUUUCAAUGAAAGCAAAUGCUGGGGUUAAUGUAGAAUUGAACGAUAAAAUGAAAGACCUUGCUGUUGUCGAAGAUCAAGAUAAUUUCAGUAUCUCUGAUGAAAGUGAAAGUGAAAAGCAACCUAAAACCAAGCAAGAAGAAAAAGUGAAACUUUCUCAUAAAGAUAAGAAAAAAUUAAAGAAGCAAAUGGAAUAUGACAAACAAAUGGAUGUCAUCACUCGCAAAGGGGGGUUGGGUCACAGUGAAUUGGGAGACAAUUUCACUAUUUCCCAAGUUCAACAAUCUGAUAAAAAGUUGGCACAACUAGAAAAUACUGUGGACAUCAAAGUGGAAAAUUUCAGCAUAUCUGCUAAAGGAAAAAGUUUAUUUACAAAUGCAAGUCUUCUUAUUGCCCAAGGCAGAAGAUAUGGCCUUGUUGGACCCAACGGACAUGGAAAGACAACUUUGCUACGCCACAUAGCAUCACGAUCACUACAGAUUCCUUCUUCCAUUGAUGUCUUAUUGUGUGAGCAAGAGGUGGUCGCGGAUGAUACACCCGCAAUUCAGGCCAUUUUAAAAGCCGAUGUGAAACGAACUUCAUUGCUUGAAGAAGCCGAUAAAUUAGAGAAAGAACAACGCAAAGGAAACCUGAAGGUGACGCAACAAUUAAAUCAAGUAUAUGAAGAAUUGCGUGCUAUUGGUGCGGACGCGGCCGAACCUAAAGCUCGGCGAAUUUUAGCUGGUCUCGGGUUUACGGGUGAAAUGCAGAAUCGGCCUACGAAAAACUUCAGUGGGGGUUGGCGAAUGCGUGUCUCACUAGGUCGAGCACUUUAUUUGGAGCCCACGCUUCUCAUGUUAGACGAGCCGACCAAUCAUUUGGAUUUGAAUGCAGUCAUUUGGUUGGAUAAUUACCUUCAAGGCUGGAAAAAAACCUUGCUCAUCGUCUCGCACGACCAAUCUUUCUUAGAUAAUGUCUGUACAGACAUUAUUCACUUGGACAUGGAAAAACUCUUUUAUUACAAAGGAAAUUAUUCCAUGUUUAAGAAAAUGCAUCUCCAGAAACGGAAAGAGCAAAUUAAAGAUUACGAAAAACAGGAAAAGAGACUAAAUGAGUUGAAAUCCCAGGGUCAGUCAAAGAAUGCUGCUGAAAAAAAACAAAAAGAGGCUCUAACGAAGAAACAAGAGAAAAAUCGAGCCAAAUUACACAAGAACGAUGAUGGUUCGGCAGGGCCGAUUGAGCUUAUGCAGAGACCUAAGGAUUACGUCGUCAAAUUUCGCUUUCCCGAGCCACCGCCGUUGCAGCCACCGCCGUUGCAGCCACCUGUCCUGGGAAUUCAUAACGUCACGUUUGGUUACGAUGCAAGCAGGCCACUUUUUAAGAAUUGUGAUUUCGGUAUAGAUAUGGAAUCACGAGUCGCAAUUGUUGGCCCCAAUGGAGUUGGUAAAUCUACAUUUCUGAAACUACUGGUUGGUGAACUAACACCUCAACAAGGAGAACAAAGAAAAAACCAUCGUCUGCGAAUGGGAAGAUUCGAUCAACAUUCUGGUGAACAUUUGACGGCCGAAGAAACUCCAGCCGAAUACUUGAUGCGGUUGUUUAACUUACCGUACGAAAAAGCUCGAAAACAGUUGGGAGCAUUUGGACUGGCCUCGCAUGCACAUACCAUUAAGAAUAAAGAUCUUUCUGGAGGUCAGAAGGCCCGCGUCGCUUUGGCGGAACUUUGCUUGAAUGCUCCUGAUGUACUAAUCUUGGACGAGCCGACAAACAAUCUGGAUAUCGAAUCUAUCGACGCCUUGGCUGACGCCAUCAAUGACUAUAAGGGUGGUGUAAUUAUAGUCUCCCACGACGAGCGGCUGAUCCGUGAAACCAACUGUCAACUUUGGGUUAUUGAAGAUCAAACCAUAAAUGAAAUUGAGGGUGGCUUCGACGAUUACCGAAGAGAAUUACUGGACAGUCUUGGGGAAGUCAUAAACAAUCCAAGCGUUGCUGCAAAAUUGGCGAAUGAAAACCUGUGAUGAGGUGGAAAAGAACACAACUCCUGAUUUUUUCCUCCGUGUAAUUUGUAUGUGGAGUUGAGAAUAAACAUGAAUGAAAUUGUA
This is a messenger RNA of Daphnia magna, 2482 nucleotides long. Its product is annotated as ATP-binding cassette sub-family F member 1. The record is from RefSeq and is a predicted model, not a curated record. The transcript is spliced from 4 exons. Gene Ontology annotation, molecular function: ATP binding; ATP hydrolysis activity. Bases 329 to 2398 code for a protein of 689 amino acids. NCBI's taxonomy places the organism in Eukaryota, Metazoa, Arthropoda, Branchiopoda, Diplostraca, Daphniidae.